AUAUAAAGAGCGGGGUGGCUGCACUGCCCUCAGUUUGGCGACCGGACUCGAGCCUGGGCGCUAGCUAGUCCUGAGUUAGAGAGUGGGCGGGCAACGCGCGUCAGAGUCGUUUUUCUUCGGAGCCUUCUGCAGUCUAGAAUACACGCCAGCGGCGGACUUGUCUACGCCCUCCACCCCGUUCCCUUUGGGGCCUCCGAACGUUAGUCGGUGCUCGUCCGCGUCACCCCGGCGCCAGCCCGGCGAAAGGGAGGCACGAUGGAGUUCAAGCUGGAGGCUCACCGCAUUGUCAGCAUCUCGCUCGGCAAGAUCUAUAACUCGCGAGUCCAGCGCGGCGGCAUCAAGCUGCACAAGAACCUCCUGGUCUCACUGGUACUGCGCAGCGCCCGCCAGGUCUACCUGAGUGACCCGUGCCCCGGCCUCUACCUGGAGGACGGCGAGGAGGAGAUGGAGACCGGGAACGUGGCGAACCUCAUCAGCAUCUUCGGCUCCAGCUUCUCUGGACUCUUGCGGAAAAGCCCAGGGGGCGGCCGGGAAGAGGAGGAAGGAGAGGAAAGCGGUCCGGAAGCCGCUGAGCCCGGGCAGAUCUGCUGCGAUAAGCCGGUGCUGAGAGACAUUAACCCUUGGAGCACAGCCAUCGUGGCCUUCUGAGGCCCCGGCCCCGUGCGGGUGGAGGUUGAGCAGCGGGCGUCCCUGAAGUGAGGGCCGGGCCUCUCCCGGCUGCGAGGACGCCCCAGAGACCGCUGGCGCCGUGCGCGCUGGGGAGACUGGCUGCCGCCAGGCAGCAUCCACUGCCCCGGGGUUGGGCAGCCCCGCUGUGCCCUGUGGCUCUCGAGUCUCCGCUUGAGAUCGAGUUGGGGGCUUAUAGAAAGAGGACGAUCGUUAACUUUUGUGUAUGUGUUUGUCUGUGUUUCCGUAAGUUUGUCCUGUUGAAUUCUGACUAUUUCGUCCUUCUGGAAUGCACCACCUUUUCUCCGAGUUGAGGACUUUGGGGGCAGACAGGGACUUUCCUUUGCCUGCCACGCAGAGAAGGAAGCGGCAGAAAGGUUGUAGGCCGGGGAGUUCCCCAUUCCUUCUCGGGGGAGGGAGGGACUUUACACACACCCCUCAAAUAAAAACUAGAACCGCACCAGGCCUGGAGUGGCGUUUCCUCCCAGGAUUUCCUCAGACUAGGAGGUUUUACUCUGCAAUAGAGACUUGUAUUAUUUCUCCCUCUCCAUCAUUCUUUAGCACAGAAAAAACGUUUAUACCCUGUGAUUACUCUGGGAAAGGGGAGUAUUAAGGGACCGUCGCUUCCCCACAGGGGAAAAAAGCUUGAUGAACUUCACAGGAGAGUUCAAGCUUGGAAAUAUGGAGUUUAUAGAGAAAAGUUAUAUUUUUAAAAGCUCUAGCUCAGAACUACUAAACAGUGCUUUUAAAAAGUGUUUAAUGAAACAAAGUUUACAGACAGAAGCCCUAAUUGGAAAGACCUUAUGGUUUUGUAGAUAUGGUGACUCCAGUCUUUGUUGUAUAAAGGUUGGGGGAGCUGAUAAGGUUUUUGUACAGUAUUUUCUCCUUCGUUGUAUUGAUUUUUGUAUAAAAAUGUAACUUUACGUGUCCAACACGUAUUAAAUAUUUUGAAGCAACUUCACCGCCUCGUCUAUAAUCACCACUUGUAUUUGGAGGGCAGUGGGAGGAGGGAAACUGAAGCCAGGGCUAGGAAAUUGAAGGUGUGAGUCUUAAUAUCAGUCAUUCACAGACUGGACUUUGCUGACUUUACUAAGUAUCAAUGUUUAGGAUUUUACUCUCUCAUAGACUGGUGCCAGGGACUGCUAAUUUCUUGAAACCUGCUACUGCAACUGCCUUUACUAGACUCAGUUUAGACCAGUUUGAUUUUUCUACAGCCCAAUGUGAUAAUGUAUGUUAAAAAAAUUAAAUGAUUUAAGCACUAAGUUUUGAAGCCCUUCCUAGCCACAAGGAAUGUUUUUCACCAAACUUUUGUGUCAUUUUAAGCUAUAUGUUAUAAAUUAUCUUUUAGAUUGGAAGAAACCAACAUUGUUUAGAUAGUAGCUUAGGAAUCUGUUGGAGCAGGACGUGAGAAGAAGCUGAUGAGACUGACUUGUCCCAAGGGCCAGGUCCAUCUCGGCAUUCCAGUGAAUUCUGGAUGUCAGGAUUGAAAUUUUCCACUUUUAUUCGUUUACUGGUACAGCUGUAGAAAGUAAAUGCAUUGGUGAAAGUGAAAUUGUGUCAAAGCAGAUCAGGAGGCCAAGGAGGGCUGGGUAAAUAGCUAAACUUCCUGAUUUGCUUUUGUCACCAAAAUGGUGACAUCAGUGUUUUUUGAUUAUGGUGAUAUUAAGGUGAAGAUAGCCAAAAAAGUUUUCUAAAAUUACUGAUUAUAAGGAAACUUUGAUUAAAGCAAAAUGUUCAAUAUUUGAAAGUAUUCGAUCUAUCCUAGAAGGGAACCAGUUAGUGGUGUUUUAAAAUGUGAUUGCCUGUACUUUAAAAAAAUAACAGUUUAUGAAUGAAUGAAGUGUUAAAGAGAUGGAAGAAAUUGAGAGACAGCUUUUAAAUAAAGGUUACAGCCCUUAAGCAAAAGAAGCAUAUGAAUGAUGCCUUCGCCUUAGCUAAACUUUCAAUUAUAUGAACUUCUGGCACAGCAGAUUAGACCAUUGCUUUAUUUCUAAAAAUCUAUUAGUCUUAAGCAUAGGAAACUUUUUACUUCAUGUUCU
Molecule: messenger RNA, 2705 nt
Organism: Fukomys damarensis (Damara mole-rat)
Lineage: Eukaryota; Metazoa; Chordata; Mammalia; Rodentia; Bathyergidae
Gene: Ier5
Product: immediate early response 5
Exons: 2
Coding region: 256-648 (130 amino acids)
Source: RefSeq, a predicted model, not a curated record